CCGCCCCCGCUCGGGGUGGGGGGCUGCGGAGGGGAACCGUCGGGGCCGCACGUUUCAUCCGCAUUACGUGCACGAAUAGCGGGGGCGCAGCCAGCGGGGCUUGUGUAACUUGUGCGAGCGUGCCAGCGAGUUUAAAGUCCCUGCUCCAACUCCUGCUGCUCCUCCUUCCUCGCUGCAGACGACCGAGCGGGACGGCGAGAGGCUGACUGCUCGCUGCCGCUUCGCUUUGCAUCCUUCAUCUAUAAAUACAGCGGGGAAAGACAGUCUCUCCUGGGUUCCCUGCCGUCGGUUCGAGCAGCCCGAUGGCACCGCCCGGCUACCGCAGCGCCUGAGCAUCGCAUUUCGCUCCGCAUUUCGCUCCGCUCGGCCUCCCCCUCUUCUUUCCCCCCUCCAGUCCCCGUCCUCUCCCGUUUCUCUCCCCACCCUCGUUCCCCGGACAGACGAGACGAUGCGCUUUGCUCCGUCGGGUUUGCUGCUCGCCCAGCUUCACGCCUGCAUCUUUUGGAGCGGGUUGUAUCCCGUCGGCUGCCAGCCGCCCCCCGCCGCCUGGAGGCAGCGCAUCCAGUGGGAGAACAACGGGCAGGUGUACAGCCUGCUAAGCCAGGGGGCUCAAUACCAGCCCCCCCGACGCCGGCAGGCGGUUGAACCGGCCAGCAGCCCCGUGCUGCUGCUCCGAGGGAACGGCUCUGUGCCUCGGACCGCCGCCGCCCGGCCCCAACCCGACCCCCAGCCCCAAACCCAGCCUCAAACCCGGCCACGGUCCCAGCCCGGCGGCAGCCGGGGUUCGGGGGCUCGGCAUUGGUUCCAGGCCGGUUAUCAGGCUCCCUCCGGUGGUCGUACAGCCGCCAACCCAUCCGCGACGGCACCUCGGUCCGGCGGUACCGGAGAUGAGAGCGAGCGGAGCACCGGAGGGCUGCCCGCACCCAGCGGUCUGCGGGCCGGCCGGGAGGAUAUGAUGGUGGGCGACGACCCCUACAACCCUUACAAGUAUACGGAUGAUAACCCCUAUUACAACUACUACGACACCUACGAGAGACCACGACAGGGCAGCAGGUACCGGCCCGGCUACGGCACCGGCUACUUCCAAUACGGUCUGCCCGACCUCGUCCCGGAUCCCUACUACAUCCAGGCGUCCACGUACGUGCAGAGGAUGUCCAUGUAUAACCUGCGAUGCGCCGCCGAAGAGAACUGCCUGGCCAGUUCAGCUUACCGAGCGGAUGUUAGAGACUAUGAUAACCGAGUGCUCCUGAGAUUCCCUCAAAGAGUGAAAAACCAAGGAACUUCAGAUUUCCUACCGAGCAGACCUCGUUAUUCCUGGGAGUGGCACAGCUGUCACCAGCAUUAUCACAGCAUGGAUGAAUUCAGCCACUAUGACUUGUUAGAUGCAAGCUCGCACAGAAAAGUUGCCGAAGGACACAAAGCAAGUUUCUGCCUUGAAGAUACCUCCUGUGAUUACGGGUAUUACAGACGGUACGCGUGUACAGCGCACACACAGGGAUUGAGUCCUGGCUGUUACGACACCUACAAUGCUGACAUAGAUUGCCAGUGGAUUGAUAUCACAGAUGUGAAACCUGGAAACUACAUUCUGAAGGUCAGUGUAAACCCCAGUUAUUUGGUACCUGAAUCUGAUUACUCCAACAACAUAGUACGCUGUGAUAUACGCUAUACCGGCCACCACGCAUAUGCCUCUGGCUGUACAAUUUCACCAUACUGAGAGAGAUGCGAGAAAAUGGAUGAGACGGUGCCAAAUGUUUUGACCUGAAGUAUCACUAUAUAAAAUUUUCCGUAGGAUGUAAACAGUAUAGAAGCAAAACUACAGAACAUACACACGUACGCCCACACACACCAACGUGACUUUUGAAGCACGUCGGCUGCUUCUCAGCAAAAUCCGAAGCUGGGUUUUAAGCAUUUGAAUUGGCAUUAUGUUUUAUGACUAUUGAAACGUGUGGAUCUGGUGACCGAUAUUCUAAAUUUUGAAAUAUUAACUCAUUUGCACAAAAAACAAACAAACAAAAAACCAACAAAGAACAAAAAAACAACCAAAAACAAAUCCAAAACCAAAACAAAACCUAAAAAAGAGCAUUUUUUUAACUCCUGCAAAUUUGGAGUUCAGGUGAUGAUAGAUAGACUUCAGUCAGAAUAUUACUGGUGAACGAGUUGAGCAUAUUCUAAAAGGUAGCGAAUCUUUCUGUAAAAUGAAUUAGGUAAAACGCAAUAGGAAGUACUAACGCCAGCAUCUCAGAAAGCACCAGGAUGAAAAAACUGCUUGAGAGUGAUUCCUUUGUAACCAUUCAAGCAAAACUUGCUGGGACAUGUUGAUAACGAAUGAGAAAAGUAUGUUCAGUUUUCAAGGGAUAUUAACAUAUAGCAGAGAAAUACAUAUAUCUAUAUCUAUCUAUCAGUUAUACCCCUGCAAGGAAAGUUAUGUUUACAUUUUUAAUACGUUAGAAGUGUUACCAUUUUUCUUAAGUCAAAAGCAGAUGGGGUUUUGAAAGAAGCCUUUCAUCCAUAGGAACGAAUUAAAGAACUAAUCCACCUUUGUACGUUGAAGAGAUCUUUCAAGGUGGGGCUUUUAAAAGACUUCCGCACACAAUGUGGAUAGAAAUGAUUACCUGUCAAGAGGAGGGCUCACGGAGAUGAUGGAGAGUCCCUGGCGUAGUCAUCUGUGAGGAACAGACCAUUGGAACAGGUUAGCCAUCAGAACAGUGCAGGCAGUUAACUAACUAACUUGGAUGGCGCCACAAAAUAAAAGCAGGUCAGAAUCUCUAACGUGCUAUUUUCAUUGUGAGAAAGCCAAAUGCCUACUUCCCCCUUAAGUACUGCAUUUGGCUGUUAAAAUUUCUAUCUAUCUCAGAAUUCAACCGUCGAAAUUGAAAAUAUAGAGGGAGAACAAAAGCAAAUACAUUAAGCAUCCUAACUAAGGCUGUCCAGGACUCAAACAUUGUUAAGGGGAAAAACUUCCAGCCCACAUCAAAUUGUUUUUCACUGAUCUUCUUACUGGUGCUGGGUACACCACCCCUCCUCCCAUCCCCAAAUCAUUUUGCUUUUGCAGUGCACCCUGCUGUAAGCUACAGUAGCUGUGAUGUUGUUUUUUAAACUGUGAAAUAACGUUAUCACAAGGGGAUCUCGUGCUUCCUUUCGGAAGAUUUCAGAUCAUGUAAAAUGAAGGAUCUACUUUUGAAACCAUGACCUGGAAGUACUGAUUGGUAUUGGUUAUGUUUAAGCAGCAGUUCCAAAUACCUAACGAAAAGAGAAACCUCAGUAUCACAUAUAUGUUUAUAUAUAUAUAUAUGUGUGUAUAUAUAUAUAAAAUACAUGUGUUGUUCAGUAUAGUUGAAGAAGGGAAAAAUUCUGAGGAAUCUGUAAGGUUUUUGAUCUCUGCUGAGAAUACUUCAGGUAGUAUUUGGAAGUAUUUUAUGCAAUAGAACCCUAUGAAGUCUAUUUGGAAGUUUUAUCCAUUGUCAUGAUAACCGUUAAGGAUCUUUACUGCAUGUAUUUAUUUCAGGACGAUGAAGUACUUCCACCUUAAUCAUGACUAGGUUAUGCUUGUACAGCUAGUUGGUAUGCUGAAAAAGCAUCGCAGAACCAACAGCCCCUUUCUCAAUACCCAAUGUUUGAAGCGUGUCCUGAAUGCAGUUUAGACUGCAGGUCCCUUUUUUGUUUGUUCAGGUCCCUUUUUUGUUCGAUCCAUUUUAGCAAUCGGUUACCACUGUGGGCCCCAAACAGGAGCAAAAUUUGGAAACCAGAUUUCUUAGGAAGCCAUUUGUUACACGUGUCUGCAAAGCCUGGCUCAAGCUUAGGCUUCUGAAAUCUCAGCUCAAAGAGUCUUUAAGAUUAAGGUUUAAGAGAUGCAAUUGCAUUCACCUUUCUAGAAACUUAGGUCAGAAUUGGGGUGAAAGUCCUGGCAGCAGCUUGUGAAAUAGACACACAAGCUACUACUGUAAGGGAAGCUAAGCUGUGGUGGGCACAGACUGCUUCCUGGUAAGAGGUGGUGUGCUCUUACUUCAUGGUGCUUGACACUGAAUGUGGGAUAAGAGAGUGCUAACUGGACACAGAGCAGCUGAGGAGUCUCCCUCAGUUUUCAAGGCAGUACCCUGCUUGCAUAUCUAUAUCCAAACUGCUUGCAGAGUUCCACUGAGAUCAGCAAGAAGCCAGAGGAGCUUAAGCAUCCUGUGUAGGUGGAGCAUGUUGUAGUACUGGAGUUGGACCUUUCAGUGGGAAACGGCCUGGUUUGGAAAGGUGCUGAACGCCAUAACUGAGUAUUGGGGAUAUUGUGGUUACAGAGAUGUAGCUCUUUUCCGUAGCAAAAUGUUCUUAUUUGUUUUAAAGUAUAUGUUAAGGAACGUUAACAGUAAUGUACAAUAGCACAAACGUUGCCUGAGAUAACACGAACAAUCUAUCUAGAAAAGCAAGAGAUUUUAGGAUUAAAAAAAAUGAAGAAAUGUGACUUUAACUUACCCUAUUUAACUAUAGUUAAUCACAAUGCAGUAGAAGAGUUGAUCAUAUAGCAAGUGUAGAAGCAUUUCUAAAUAGGGGAGUACCAGCCAGUAUCUUCAGUAUCUCGGCUUUGCAGUUUUGACCCAGAUAUUAUCUUAACUAUUUUCAUACUGGAAUAUAUUUAAGAAAUUACAUGCGUUUUCUUUUGUUGUUGUUGUUGAAAACCAUUUAUAAAAACCAGUUUUGAUAACAUCUUAUUAUACAAAACAAAUUCUGUUUCGGAACCCUUUCUAGUAGGUGCUUGAGGAGGAGUCACACUGGGAGCAAUACCAGGCAACCUGCAGUACAAAAUCAAUGCCGUGUAGUCUCAGGUUUUCUUUAAAACAUGAGAACGUAGAAUACACGUGUGAAGCAAUUGCCUCCCACGUUUCAGGUCAGAAAGGGUUCGUUAAAUGGUUUUUUUUUUUAAUCCUGAAAUAUAUUCAGCGUUCAAAUACUGCUAGACAAAAACGGGACAGAAAUGACAGAUUGGUCACCAUCUGAACCAGCAUAUUGUGUAGAUGUUUUUGUGUUGAUGAAAGUCUACUCGGUUUUCUCUCUGCUCCAAAGUUUACUAUGCAGCGUUGAAUGGGUGCAAACACCAAACGUACCGUAGUCAUGUACGUGUUGUUUGUACUGUACUCAUUCAAACCAGCAGGGUGAAUUUCAUACAUGAGACAACUAAAGGUGGUUUUAUCCUGUGUCUCACAUUUAUGCUGACAUGGCAUUUUUUCAUUUUCUCCAAAUCCUAGAAGGUGCUGAAAGGUUUUAACUUGAAUUAAAACCAAAGAAUAUGUUAUGGGGAGGUUUCUAUUAUGCAACUAACUGCUACAGAUUCAGUGAAAUGCCACUUGUUUUUGCAGCUUUUUUGAAGUUUUCAUUAUUUCCUUCACUUUUCUUCCAAGAGUCUUGACUUCAGAAAAAACUUUGCAUCUUUAUCUGAUGAGUUCUUAUUUAUAAUAUUCAGACACUAGCUUUGUAUUCUUUAUUGCACUUUCAUAUUCUUGUGUUACAUGCCCGUAUUAUGGUUGCAAGUUUAUGUGAAAAUGACUUGAAUAAAAUUUUUCAAGCGUUC
Coturnix japonica (Japanese quail) is the source of this 5551-nucleotide messenger RNA. It is a transcript of the gene LOX, whose product is annotated as lysyl oxidase. The record is from RefSeq and is a predicted model, not a curated record. Gene Ontology annotation, biological process: peptidyl-lysine oxidation; collagen fibril organization. Gene Ontology annotation, molecular function: protein-lysine 6-oxidase activity; copper ion binding. NCBI's taxonomy places the organism in Eukaryota, Metazoa, Chordata, Aves, Galliformes, Phasianidae.